UCAUAGAAAGGAUCGUUACGAUCUUCCAAGUUUGAGUCAUGGGAAUCGAAAAAUCGCUUCGGAAUCGAACUCACAUCCGGUGUGGCCCGCAACACUGAUCUUAUGUCCGAGGGGCUCACCGUGCGUUUGAUAUACCACGCGUGUAUCAGAAAUUCCUUUCCUAUUUCUCAUGUGAAUUAUACUUUAACUCAUGUCACCUUCAAUCGACAACGCAAAAUGUGUUCUGGUUACAGGAGCAACGUCUGGAAUCGGACGAGCUUUGGCUUUGGCCAUCGCUUCCCUCCCUAGUCAUCCCAAGGUCAUCGGUGUCGGUAGACGCAAGGAUCGUUUGGUGGGACUCACAGAGGCCGGGAUCGAUGCAGAAAAAUUUGAUGUUAACGCCGAUAAGGCUGCAACGAAGAAUUUUGUUGAGGAGAUGAUUAAGAAAUAUCCAGAGAUCGAUACACUUGUCCUCGCGGCUGGAAUUCAGCGUGAGGUACAUUUCAAGAAGGAAGUCGACCUUGAAGCCAUUGCGACUGAAAUGCAUGUCAACUACUUCUCCAUACUGACUAUAAUCUCGUUCUUUAUGCCUCACCUUUUGGCAAAAUCUGUCUCCGGCCACCCAUGCUUGAUUGCUCCGGUCACGUCAGGACUUGCUUAUGUUCCCGCCCCCUGGAUCGCCAAUUACUCUGCGUCAAAAGCAGCAUUGCACUCCCUAUGUUCUUCACUUCGUGUCCAGCUUGAAGACACCAGCAUCGGCGUCAUCGAGAUCAGCCCUCCCUUGGUUGAGUCGGAGCUUCACGAUGCCGAGGGUACCACGGGAGCAUUGUCCCAAUUCUGGAUGCCGCUCGAAGAAUAUACGAAAGAGACGAUGGAGGGACUUCAAAGGGGUGUUAACGUCGUGUGCAGCGGAAUGUCUAAGAACAUUUAUGAAAAGUUCGAGCAACCCAAAGAACGAAUCAUUACUGAGAUGGCUAAGCGCGCGGCUACUCAUAGCAAGUAAGUGCCUAAUGAUAGCAUGUACUGUGGACAAUGAAGAUAAAUGAUUCUAUCAUCGUUCACCAUUGAUAAAUAUCUUCAAUUGCACCGGAGCUGAGUUAGCUGCAGUGGUAGAGACAGAUAUCCACAACCG
This is a messenger RNA of Lentinula edodes (shiitake mushroom), 1111 nucleotides long. RefSeq lists its product as uncharacterized. NCBI's taxonomy places the organism in Eukaryota, Fungi, Basidiomycota, Agaricomycetes, Agaricales, Omphalotaceae. Gene Ontology annotation, cellular component: endoplasmic reticulum. The record is from RefSeq and is a predicted model, not a curated record. The transcript is spliced from 6 exons. Gene Ontology annotation, molecular function: oxidoreductase activity. The coding region runs from base 191 to 982 and encodes 263 amino acids.